AUUUCUACGAAAUGAAAAAAAUGAUGAAAGUUGUUGCUUUCAAAAAAUUUUUGCUCUUUUUUCGCGAAUUUCGUAUCGUUUGUAAAUAAUAAAUUUUAAAUUCGAAUUUAUUAUUCGUAGUGUAUCGCGAAUUUCACUCAGCGAAUUUAUCAAGCCUUCCAUGUAUCGGUGAAUAACGAUCGAAUUUUAAAUCUAGCCAGCGAGUAAGAAUGUGUGACACACCAUAUGCGUAUAGUGAUUUUAAAAUAACAUUUUCGAUAUUAUAACGUAUCAAUCGCGGCGAUUACUGUCCUAUAAAUAGUACUUAGUCUUUGAUCAUCUUCGUUACAAUGACGUUGGAAGCUAUUCGAUACCACAACGGAACUUUGGAAAUAUUAGACCAAUUGCUUUUGCCCGGCGAAACCAAGUAUAUACCUAUUUUAGGAGUCGAAGAUGGCUGGAAAGCGAUCAACAAAAUGCAGCAGGUCCGCGGUGCUCCUGCGAUCGCCAUUGUCGGCUGUCUGAGUUUAGCUGUGGAAAUUUCGAAAGAAGAAUUCGAGAAGAAGAAAACAUUAAGACGAGAAGUCGAAGGAAAACUUAAUUAUUUAAUUUCAGCUCGGCCAACGGCGGUGAAUUUGAAAAUAGCCGCAGACGAAUUGAUGUCCUUGGUGAAUGCGUUGGACAAAGACGACUCGAUUUCGGCGACCGAAAUGCAAACCAGAUUCAUCGCUGAGAUCGAAGCCAUGCUGGAGAAAGAUUUAGCUGAUAAUAAAGCCAUCGGUAUGGCCGGCUGCAAUCUCAUAUUGAAUGCGGCUGUAUCGAAUGGCUCCAAUGGGGGUGGCGGCGGCGGCGAUGGCACUGUUCGUGUUUUAACCCAUUGCAACACCGGAUCAUUGGCUACCGCAGGAUACGGUACUGCUUUAGGAGUUAUUCGAGCCCUGCAUGCAUCUCGUAGAUUAGAGCAUGUGUAUUGCACCGAAACUAGACCGUACAAUCAAGGAGCUCGUCUUACAGCUUACGAAUUAGUUCACGAUAAAGUACCGUCUACGUUAAUUUGUGAUAGCGCGGUAUCCGCGUUAAUGAAAACUCGUUCAAUUGCUGCUGUGAUCGUGGGAGCGGAUCGAGUCGCCGCUAACGGAGAUACCGCUAAUAAAAUUGGGACUUACCAAAUUGCCGUAACCGCCAAGUACCAUUCAGUUCCUUUUUACGUUGCUGCCCCUUUCACUUCGAUCGACUUUAGGAUAGCGAACGGUGAAAAUAUUCUGAUAGAGGAACGUCCGGAUAGAGAAAUGACCCAUGUAGGAAAAUACAGAAUCGCCGCGCCAGGUAUCUCUUGCUGGAAUCCGGCAUUCGACGUUACUCCUGCCGAACUAAUUACCGCUAUAAUCACCGAAAAAGGAGUUUUUAAGCCUAAUGAAUUGCGUGCCAUGGAAGUUAGUUAACGGUUUUUUUUUCUUCUACGUUCACGUUACGGUUACAUGUAUGAACGCAAACAUGUACCGUUGUAUUGUAUUUAGUAUAUACAAACGACUAGCGCUAUUCAUGAUGAAAUUUAUAAACGUUUGUUUCUCUUUUUUCUUCUUUUUAAGGGAGUAAAUUUAGCAAAAUAGAUAUUUAAAUUAAAUAAACGAAUCUAAGUAGAUACAUAUUAUACAAUAUUGACGCGCGUUUUAUAAUGUACUUAUCAACGAGGUAGCGUUUCAUUUAGUCAGCUUCGGUUUCAGUUUCCGAGUUCUCUAGCUCCAGAGUAUAAGAUCAGCUGGAUAUUUCGAUUACACGUCGAGUGAUCUCGAUAUCUCUAAAAUGAAAAUUUAACGUUUUAAAGUGGUUUUUUUUUUCAAAUCGAUGGCAAACGUAUCGUGAAUUAGUUGCAUUCCGCAUUCGGCUAAAAAAGCCAAUUUCUACGCUUUCCAACGUACAAACUCGUAUUAUCGACUUGGUCGUUUCAAUCAAUCAAAAACACUACAAUUUAUUACCGCGUCAAAUUCGUUAUUUUAGAUUCCGGAUUUAUUAUUUAUUAGUCAUUUUUCAUUAUACUACCGUACAGUAUGUGUAUGCUUCGAUAGUAAUUUCCCCCUUUUUUUGAAUUUUUAUUGUUACCCGAUAUGACCGCAUAUUUGAAGACGUUUUGAGAAGUGAAAUUUAUUUAGACUGUACCUAUAUGAUUUUAUCAAGUUUCGGAUAAACUGACGUAUUACCUAAUGACAGUAAAAAGUAAAAAAUGAAUAAAGAUGUAAGAAAAAAAAAGAAAGAUGAAGAAAUAAUUUUAUCGUGUCAAUUAUAUAUUUUUUAAACGAAAUUCUGCAUUUUUAUCAAUUUUUACUACUUUUAUACGAAUUUUUGUAAUUUCUUGAAACAUUUUUACAAACAUUCGCAUUGUGUUAAUGUUAUCUAGCGAUGUAGUCUUGUAUUUUGCAGUUUUAUAGUUUUGACAGUGUUUAUUGAAUUAUUAUUACUAAGUAGGCUAACUGACGUACUCGUGUCUAUACGUACGAAAACGAAAUAGCCUGCGUUAUGAUUUGCGUGCCUUGUGUAUUAUUUCUACUACUACGAUGCUCUCCAGUAUGGCUAGAAUUUAGUUAUUAGAAUGCAUUGUAUGUAAUGUACAUAAAUGUAAGGCACAUAAUUUUGAAAUGAAAGAACGAUCAGAAAAAUUUUGACGUAAAAAAAAGCAAACUCGAACCAAUAAUAAGCUUUCAGCUCGAGUGAGCUUAAGUCGACGAUUUUGUGUAUCCAACGUACCUAGCUACCUACCUAGUUCCUAAAUUUUACUGUUAUCGAUUGUCAGCGAAUUUAAUGUAUCUUCAUCCCUUCUUAUUAUUACUAUUACUCGGAUUACUCUUAUUGUUAUUUCCUAAUUAUUACGAUUAUGUAUCUUUUUUUUUUGUUUUUGUCGUAUUUUUCUCGAUUACAGCUGUAAAUUUAUGAAUCAUUUGUUCGAAAAUUGGAAAAAGAAACACAUUCCAAAUUUUA
Planococcus citri (citrus mealybug) is the source of this 2952-nucleotide messenger RNA. RefSeq names its product methylthioribose-1-phosphate isomerase. The coding region runs from base 330 to 1421 and encodes 363 amino acids. NCBI's taxonomy places the organism in Eukaryota, Metazoa, Arthropoda, Insecta, Hemiptera, Pseudococcidae. Gene Ontology annotation, molecular function: S-methyl-5-thioribose-1-phosphate isomerase activity. The transcript has 6 exons. The record is from RefSeq and is a predicted model, not a curated record.